AAGCAGGAAGAAUCUCUUCACCUUCUCCCUAGUUUCACAGGCAUGUGAGUGUAUAUAAUUGGCAUAAUUCAAGAAGAACUGGCUCACCUGCUGGUCUUCUCCCUAGGUCUGGAGAACAAGAAAAUGAAGUUGAAAAGGAGAGAUUUGAGGUUCACUGACAAGGUUCUACCUUAAGAGGUUGGUGGUAUCAAACAGUAGCAGUGAACCUUGUAGGGUACCAGCCCCGGAGGAGGGGACAUAUAACGAUCUGGCUGAAUUCUCCCUGCUGGCCACACAGUAGAAACUGUCAGCUUGUCAUUGUUGGUUUACUCCUGGCCAGAUCAGUAACAGGGUGGCCUAAAAUUUAGCUUUAACCUGUAAAAAGAUCGCCCAGAAAACUCUCAAAACAGAAUUGGGGUUUGGAGCACCUGCUUCCUCCAGGUGUGUGGAAGAAUUGUAUAAGGAAUAGUUUUAAGUUUAGCAAAUGCUGAGUUUUUUUUUCUGAAAUUCCUGCAGGGUUGUGUCUCUUAUAGCCCAGAUUCUGGACUCUCUGAUAGUGGACAGUGGCCUUAAGUCCAGGCCCGAGUCCACUCUAUCUUGCUCCAGAUCAACUUCUACUGAGCCCUCUCACAUGGGACUAUCUGACCUUCAAAAGACCCAGUGGGGAUACUAGUGAGGUGGGACCAUGGGCUCUCUUGACAAGGACACCCAGGACAUUUGUCCUAUCUGCCUGGAUCCCCUGAAGGAGGCUGUGAGCACCGACUGCAGACACCUCUUCUGCCGCAAGUGCCUGACCCAGCACAUGGAGAAGGCUUCGGUCUCUGGGACUCUCAGCUGCCCAGUCUGCAGGAAGCCCUGUUCUGAGGGGGUCCUUGGAGACAAUUACGUCUGCCACACCCACCAGAAGAGGGUGUGCAGGUUCUGUGAGGCGAGCGGACAUCUCUUGUGUGAGGAAUGCCUCCAAUCCCCUGAACAUCAGUUCCAUACUGAACCCUCCAUUGAAAAUGCCAUCAGCCACUACAAGGAAAGACUCAAUCGUAGAAGCAGGAAGCUCAGAAAGGACCUUGGGCACCUUCAACAGCUUAAGGCUCAGGAAAAGAAGAUGCUGCAGGCUCUGCAGGUGGAUUGUGAGCAUCACGGGCUGAGAACUGACCAAACCAAGGAACAACUGAAGGCUCUCCCUUGGCAUUGGCUGGACCAAGAGGACUUACCAGAGGAGGUGGCCAAGAUCUUUAGCUUCUCUGAGGCAGUAACACAUCUCAGCAUCCUGGUUUCUGGCCUGGAAAGGAUGGCCAAGGAUCUAGAUGCCAGCACCCUGAAGGAUGCCAGUGACUUACUGGAAAGGAGUGCGACACAGAAAUUAGAAGAACGUCUCACUCGUGUUUCUCCAGCCGGUCCUCCUGGUAUAUUCGCAUCCCCACAGCUGCCAUCUGAUGAUCUAGCUUCUGACGCUGGAACAUAGUCUCCUCCCUAAGCCAGACUUGAGCUUGUGGCUCCCAUUGUUGUGGCCAGGCAUUUCAGAUCUCCAUAUAACUGUGUGCUGAUGCUUGCACCUACUGCCCACGGUCUCGUGGGCAUCGGAACAUCUGGAUGAUACAGCAGAGUGAGCCCGCCUCAGCUUAUGGAGCUUGGCAGGUUUAUUGGGUAAUAGUUCUUCUGAUUCUGAUAGAACCUCCUGUUGGUACAGCUCACAUUGUCCAUUCCUUAUGACUGUUGCACGCAGACUUGAGGGUGAUUUCCACAGUCCUCACCCUCAUGUUCAGGUACAUGUAACUUUGUCCUCUGGAGAAUAAGUGGCAUCGGUGACUUGCCUCUCAUCAAAGGAAUGUAGCAGAAGUGAUGGAGGUCAACUGUAGUGGCCAUAGACUCUUUCUUGCUAAUAGAUGCAUUCAAGAGACUCUUCUUGCUAAAGCUGGGGAUGCUGAGGGGAAAGAUAUGUGGGCAGCUCCUAGUUUCCUAGAGCAGCCUCCAUCUUCCGGGUGACAGGAAUCAGGGAACCUGGGCCUUACAGUUGCAGUAAAGCCUUCCAACACCGCAAGUAAAGUUGCAAGUAGAUACUUCUGGGAGCUGAAAAUGCCUCCACGAAUCACCCUGCCCCUGCCCAUAGUCUCCAUAGGCCUGGGAAAUUGUAAAAACAAGUUUUCCUUACUUCUGCAUCUGUUUUUAUAAUAAACUUCCCUAUUAUUUAAACC
This is a messenger RNA of Mus pahari (shrew mouse), 2171 nucleotides long. RefSeq names its product tripartite motif containing 40 (gene Trim40). The transcript is spliced from 6 exons. Gene Ontology annotation, molecular function: zinc ion binding. Lineage: Eukaryota; Metazoa; Chordata; Mammalia; Rodentia; Muridae. The record is from RefSeq and is a predicted model, not a curated record. The coding region runs from base 665 to 1441 and encodes 258 amino acids.